AUGUGUGAUCAGCCAGAUGAGAUCAGGCUCAAGCCAACCAAGGACGGCUCUUUCAUUCGGCCUGACAGCGCCUUUCGCAGUUUCGUAUUAAACGAUCCCGAUUCUCAGUUCCCCGCUGAGAGAGAUCGCUAUGUUCUUUAUUUGAGCCCAGGAUGUCCAUGGUCUCAUCGCGCCAUGAUCGUGAGAAGCCUCAAGAAACUCGAGAAUAUAAUCGACCUAUACAUCUGCUCACUCACUAUGGGCAAAGAUGGUUGGUUUUUCGAUGACAGCCCAGAAGCUGCCAAGUAUGGUGUGCUCCCCAAGGAUCCAUUAUAUGGCCUCGACACGUUGAAGCAACUGUAUCUCAAGGCCAACCCAAACUAUGAGGGUCGAUACACUGUGCCCGUCCUUUGGGAUAAGAAAACUCACACCAUGGUGAGCAACGAGUCGAGUGACAUCAUUCGGAUGCUGUACACGGAGUUCGACCACCUUCUUCCGGAGGAAGAUCGUGAAACAAAUAGAGCUGGAGGCGGUUUCUACCCUGAUGAUUUGCGCGAGAAGAUUGAUGAAAUCAAUGAAUGGGUCUACAAUACUGUCAACAAUGGCGUAUACAAGACAGGAUUUGCCAUGUCUCAAGCUGCAUAUGAAGAGAACGUCGUAAAGCUCUUCGAGUCACUCGAUCGACUGGAGAAAAUACUCGAUGAAGGUCCCUUUCUUCUUGGCAAGAACAUCACCGAAGCUGAUAUCCGUCUGUUCCCAACCAUCCUCCGUUUUGACGUUGCUUACGUCCCUAUUUUCAUGUGCAACCUUGGAACCAUCAGGGAUCACUAUCCGAAUUUGCAUCUUUGGCUGAGAAGGCUUUACUGGGACAGUAGUUCCAGAACUCAUGGUGCGUUUCGAAAGACCUCUGAGACUUGGCUUGAGAAAUAUAAGACCGGUUAUGCAAAUGCUAGACGAAGGAUUCUUGGUAUCACUGGGCCAGAGAUUGUUCCCAAGGGGCCUCUUGUGUUGAUCCAUGAGUUGGAGGACGGGGAGAGACUUUAG
Fusarium tjaetaba is the source of this 1023-nucleotide messenger RNA. RefSeq names its product glutathione S-transferase. Gene Ontology annotation, cellular component: cytoplasm. Lineage: Eukaryota; Fungi; Ascomycota; Sordariomycetes; Hypocreales; Nectriaceae. Bases 1 to 1023 code for a protein of 340 amino acids. The transcript has 3 exons. Gene Ontology annotation, molecular function: glutathione transferase activity. The record is from RefSeq and is a predicted model, not a curated record.